This is a messenger RNA of Lotus japonicus, 1768 nucleotides long. RefSeq names its product F-box/kelch-repeat protein At3g23880-like. NCBI's taxonomy places the organism in Eukaryota, Viridiplantae, Streptophyta, Magnoliopsida, Fabales, Fabaceae. Bases 8 to 1153 code for a protein of 381 amino acids. The transcript is spliced from 2 exons. Gene Ontology annotation, molecular function: protein binding. The record is from RefSeq and is a predicted model, not a curated record.
ACUAACCAUGGAACACCCACGUCCGUUUCUCCCUGAAGAACUCGGGGUAGAAAUCUUAUCAUGGCUUCCAGUAAAAUCCUUAGUGCGAUUCAGGUGUGUUUCUAAGUCAUGGAACUCUACUAUCUCUGAUUCUCAGUUCAUCAAACUUCACCUUCACCGAUCUUAUUCUACAAGAAACUUAGAUUUGGCCCACCUCCGCUCACUGAUAACUUUGCCAUUGGAAAACCGUCCAGCAAUUGUAGAAACAAGGCCAAGUUGUCUUUUAGAGUACGGCUUCGUUGAAACCUUCAACGGGUUAAUUUGUUUGCGUUUUGUAUCAGAAUAUGACCGUGAACUUAAACACUACGUCUCUCGUGUCCGUUUAUGGAACCCAGCCACGAGGUCAUCGUCUCAACCUUCACCACCUCUAAUUCACCCCACCACCUGUUGUUAUUUUGGGUUUGGUUGUGAUUCUUCAACUGACACCUACAAGGUGGUGGCAGUGAUGUUCUCUCAGCAUCGGUUCGAUCAAGAUCGGGAGAAAACGGUGCAUGUUUACAACAUGGGUGCUACUUGUUGGAGAACAAUUCAAGUUCCCCUUCUUCCCUGUAUGGAUCAUGCAAGUGGUGCAGUUUAUGUCAGCAACUCUCUUAACUGGGUAGUAGCUCUAACUUGGGAUGUAAUAAUCUAUGGGAAAGGUGAAUUAUUUAACUAUGAUCCGUACAUGAUUUUUUCGUUUGAUUUGGGAGAAGAAAAAUGUGUACAACUGUCAUUGCCUUAUUGUUCUCGACGUAGAGAUGAAUUCAACGAUUUUAUGCCAACUCUUGGGGUUUUGAGAGGUUGUCUAUGUAUUUGUCAAACUCAAGACAAGAAGAUACAUUUUGAGAUUUGGCAUAUGAAGGAGUUUGGAGUGCACGAGUCUUGGACUUUGUUGUUUAACAUUGCUAACUAUGAAAGUAUUACUCGAAAUAUAGAUCGAUGGCCCUGUCUUACAAUGUACAUGUCUGAGAAUGAUGAUAUCUUGUUGUUGUCAAAAUCUAUUUAUCACCCAUACGAAGCACAAGCAGUUCUCUAUACACACAAAGACAAUGACUUACAAGUCAUGAACAUUGCUAAAGACAUUGGUGAUUUCUAUGCCAAUAAUUACAUUGAAAGCUUGGUUUCACCUUAUUAAAAGAGUAUUAAGAGAGAUGGAGGAAUGCUUGCUUCAGAUGUUGGAUGACUUUGUCACUCAGAAUAGCAUAUUGGAUCUUUACUCUUUUGUUUCCUUGCAUCUCCUUGUUGACCGAAGCUAUAUAUCAAUGAAUGCUAUCAUGUUAGCAAUAAUAGAUAUUAUAAAUAUGCUUUGCUAAAAUUUAUUCAUGAUGGAUUGGAGGGAAGUGUCAAAUACUAUUCUUUCACAAUUUCUGUAGUUGUUCUGGCUCCUCCCUUCACAAGACUAGUCUUGUUAUAUCUUAUGAUCAUCACUUUACUACUCAGAAAAUGGGUGAGAUUAAUUGAUCAAGUUAUUUUGUCUGAGCUACCAACACCAGCUCCAUCAUGUUGUUCCCUUGAAUCCAAAUUUUUACUUUUUAACAACUGAGAAAUUCCCCUUUUGGUCUCAAAGUCCAUCUUACCAUCCUAUAAACCAACGCUCUCCAACUCCAAGCUGUCAUUUUUUCCAACAUUUUUGUACAUUUCAUACAUACAAUUACAGUGCCUAGUUUCAUCUCCAAGAAUUGAGAGAAGAAGAAUUAGGAAAGUCUGAAGCAUUGCCUUUCAUAUGGUUCAAAAUAGUAAAGUAUUUUGG